AUCCAAUUGCCUCACCAGCAGUCGGCGCGCGUCAACACACGGACUGUGCCCGGCGCCUUUAUUUGUUCCGCUGAGGUCCGUUUUGCCCAAAAUGCACCAUGGGCAACGAAUCCAGUAGACCGGAGGGGCACCCGGCCAGGUCGCGCUCGCUCUCCCCGCUUCCGCGCGACGAGAUGUCUCCGUACGAAGGCGACGACGACGAUACGCGCCCUGUCCCUUCCUCCAUGCCUGCAUCGCUCGCCACUGCAGACCCGCGGCUGCGCCUUCCUUCCGGUGCCGAUCCUCCUCCCGGGGGGCGUGGCCGCCGUCAGCCUCGCCAGCCUCGCGAGUCUUCCUCCGAAUCGAGCAAUCCCAGCGACCCCGGCGCGUCCAGCGACUCGAGCGAACCCGGGGACCCUGGCGUCGACUCCAGCGGCUCCAGUGAUUCUGGCGAACCCCCCUCGCCUAGCCCCAGCUCCAGCUCCUCGUCGACUAAAAAUCGGUUAUUGCCGGCCAGACAGCCACGUCGUGUCCGGACGGCCCCGCGACAGAAGGCCACCGUCACCCUCACACAACCCCAGGAGCCGCUCGGCGAGCCUGAACCGGACGCCGUCGCGUCUUUUGGGGGCAAGCCGAGCAAGAAGGGCAAGGGGAAGGCCAAGGAGAUGCCGGAGACGACGGCUGUUGCGUCUCCUUCGAGAACCGACGCUGGCGACGAAUCCCCGCCCAGCGCGCAGCCGUUGACAUCCCAUGGCCGACGAAACAGCGGGUCCGAGGCGCGCAAAAAGCCGAGAAGGCGCCAUUCAUCUCCUGACGAGGAGGGUGUGGACGGGCGUUUAAAGGCAGAACCUCCCGACGAGGACGGGUUGGACCGGACGUUGCCUGAACACGUCGCUGGCGGCCUUCAAAGUGCGGCAACCGUGCCAUCCCAGAGUCUCCCUUACCCGAGCUCCCAGCGCUCUCAUUCUGACUCUGGAUAUGCUGAGCCUGACGUCCCUCCCAAGUCGGCGCCGGAACGUGAGAUGAAUCCGGCUCUCUCCGGUGGCCUCGACGCCCUGCCGCAUGCCGGGGAUGAUGGGGCUUCUGCUGAAGAUGACCAGCCACCCGCCUCUACCCUUCCGACGUCGUCGGGCGGCAGUCCUGGGUCCCGGCAGAUCACCAAAAGGAAGACGAAGCGUCCUUUCUUCUCUCAAGAGGAAGAAGAGAACGCGAGAGCCCUUUCCGAACUCCCUCCUGACGGCGCCGUGUCGCCGCCCGAACCGAGACGAUCAAGAAGACUGCGCGUGACUGCGCAAGGCAAAGCCCGCCCUCCCACUGCGUCUCGCGGGGUAAAGAAGCAGAAGACGCCCGAGCGACAAGCGGACGUCGACACCAGCGGCGCAGACUCGGAUGACGAGGAACAAACGGAAAAGCCACAGUAUCAGUCUGGGCCACUUUCGGAUGCCGAGAAGAGCAGGAUUAACCGAGUGGUGGAAAGAUUCCUCGAGGACGAGGGCAUGACCCAGCAAGAGCUUAACCAGCUCAUUCAGGAGAAUCCCCAGACGAGUGCUCAUCCGGCCACCCGCCAGUUCUGGUCAUCGAUCCAAGAAGCCUGCCCUUCCCGCCGCCGCCGGAAGUUGAUUCACUGGUGCAGGCAACACUUCCACAACUUUGCCGGCCGGGGUACCUGGACUCAAGAACAGGACAAUGAGUUGGCGGAGCUGGUGGAGGCCCACGGCAAGAAAUGGAGCCACAUCGCAGGCCUCAUCAACCGCCACCCGAUGGAUGUGCGCGAUCGGUGGAGAAACUACCUGGUCUGCCGCGGCAAUAACAGGACCGACCCUUGGUCCGAGGACGAAGAAGAGCGUUUCCGCGAGGUGGUCGAAACUGCCAUCGAGAAGAUCCGGGAGCGAUUGGACGAGGCCAGCGGAAAGUCGCCCGAGGACCUCAUCAACUGGCUCACCAUCAGCGAGGCCAUGGGCCACACCAGGACCCGGUUGCAGUGCAUGGAGAAGUGGAAGAGGAUGCGCGCAUCCGAGCCCGUUCCCGACGAGGUCCCCACGGUGCUUCCGCCGGGCUCCUCCUGGCGCCUGGAAAAGGCGCGCAAGGAGCUACGGUCGUUUACCGCGGCCGAAAAGUACGCGCUGGUGCGCGCAAUUCGCGACUCGGGAGUCGGGACGGACGCGAAGAUUCCCUGGAAGCAAAUCAUCCACCGCACUUUUGAUGGCAACUAUGAGCGUCAGAGCCUCAUGGUCACAUGGGGACGGUUGAAGCAGACUGUGCCGGAUCGGGAGUGGAAGACAACUCGGGACUGCGCCGGAUAUCUCUGCGACAUGUACGAGGAGGAAGGCAACUUUGCACCCUUGAAUCGCCGAGAAGCCGAGGAGGAUGUCAUUAAGGAAACCCCCAAGUCCACGAAGAAGCAGCGGCGGAAAGGCAAAGCCGCUGCGUCCUCGCCGAGCGGUUCGAAGAAAAAAUCGCGGCAGACCGAGCCAGACCCAAGCCCUGAGCUCGGCGCCGAACCCUCCGACGCCGGGCCUGACGAUGUCGUCACGGAGGCCCAGGUGCAUCCCGAGUACGCCUCCUUAGUAGCCGGGCAGUCGCACCGUGCCGCGCGAGCACCCAGCCCCGAGCUCGGCGCGAACCCGCCGGAGCCCUCCCCGACUGUCGAGGCCCAGGCGGCCCGAACGAAACGACGAGAGAGGCGCGCAAGCCUCGUCGCGUCGACGAACUCCAACGAAGGGAAGGGAAAGGGGCAGGAGGUGCCGGUGUCGCCGCCGCAGCCGGCGUCGCAGACAGGGAAUGCAAAGGCCUCCAAGAGGACACGCCGCGGGUCGAUUGGCGUUGAGGACAGCCCCAGACACAAGAAGCAGAAGACGAACAAGGCCUCGUCGGCGAACGUCGCGAAGGUCAACCGCGCGAAGGCUGUAAGCGCAGAAAAGGGGGUAGGCGAGGGAGCGAGGAUGCCUGGAAGGCCCUCGAGCGUCAUCAGCAGUGACUCAGACGACGACAUGGAGGAUAUACCCGCCACACUGCCUUGGUCGUCGUCGAAUCGGGCGGCGCGUUAGCUUGCGGGGGGGACAUCAGCUUGUAACGAUGUACC
Messenger RNA from Thermothielavioides terrestris NRRL 8126, 3061 nucleotides. RefSeq lists its product as uncharacterized. Gene Ontology annotation, cellular component: nucleus. Gene Ontology annotation, molecular function: transcription cis-regulatory region binding; DNA-binding transcription factor activity. Gene Ontology annotation, biological process: regulation of DNA-templated transcription. The coding region runs from base 99 to 3026 and encodes 975 amino acids. The record is from RefSeq and is a predicted model, not a curated record. The transcript has a single exon. NCBI's taxonomy places the organism in Eukaryota, Fungi, Ascomycota, Sordariomycetes, Sordariales, Chaetomiaceae.